AUGGCCAGAAACUGGAUGAGAGGAGCCAGGUUGAUAUCAUCGUUCUCGCGCUGCCGGACGUGGAUCAUUCAUAACUAUUCUCCCUCGUUUCGUGCUACGGCCUUUUUCACAAACCACCUGCAUCCUUCUAACUCUCAAUGCCGAUUCUUCAACUCUUCUUCUUCUACUACUACUACUUCUUCACCAUCACCAUCACCUUCCUCUAACAAGCUCUUUGUAGGAGGUCUAUCAUGGUCCGUAGAUGAAAAAUCCCUUAAAGAUGCUUUCUCUUCCUUUGGAGAAGUCACUGAAGUCAGGAUAGUGUAUGAUAAAGACAGUGGUAGGGCUAGAGGCUUUGGGUUUGUUAUCUUUUCAAAUGAAGAUGAUGCAAAAUCGGCAAAAGAUGCAAUGGACGGAAAGGCACUGUUAGGUAGACCCUUGAGGAUAAAUUUUGCUCUCGAAAAGGCCCGUGGUGUACCUGUUGUAGUUCCUCGGUUUUCAGAUAUUGGAAACUUAAACAGGCGCUGA
Molecule: messenger RNA, 507 nt
Organism: Lathyrus sativus (Indian pea)
Lineage: Eukaryota; Viridiplantae; Streptophyta; Magnoliopsida; Fabales; Fabaceae
Source: the annotation of a GenBank genome assembly